This is a messenger RNA of Pocillopora verrucosa, 4351 nucleotides long. RefSeq lists its product as uncharacterized. Lineage: Eukaryota; Metazoa; Cnidaria; Anthozoa; Scleractinia; Pocilloporidae. The record is from RefSeq and is a predicted model, not a curated record. Gene Ontology annotation, molecular function: protein binding.
GUUAUCAAAUGAUUGUCAUGUUCAAACAAGGCCCUACUCACUUAAUUGAUCUGCUGUGGUUGACCAGCCCUCAGCUGCUAUUACCGUCAGGAAAUAGUAAUUAUCGCUGAGCUUAGCUUACGUGGUGUUUUUUUUAGAUAUAUUCACGAGGUUUUACCUGGUUAGAUCAGUUCAAGUGUAGAUUCCAGUGCGUCAACUUCUACUCGGCAUUGGACCAUAGUUUCUCUCUACGCUGUUACUCAUCUAUUCCACCAAGUCAAAUUCAGUGCGUGUGCAAACCAAUAGGCAUCAAUCUGGUUUUCACAUCGUCUGCUGAGAGUAGGAAAAAGAUAUCCUGACAUUGAACCACCUGGGGCUGUGCUAUCAUAAAAGAAACGAGAGAAGUGCUCUCAGUUUGACAGCUCCAUCCCAUGAAAAGAAGACUUCCUCUUGCCUCAAACAAGCCUUGGUUGAGAUGCAUCCGUAUUUCCAACUAGUUUUCUUUUCCUUGUUGUUGCGAAUUCCUCUGGCUUUAGGAGAUUGUGUAGAUUUGGGUCUUGGAAUGGAAGAUGGAGAGAUUCCAAGUGAUAGAGUUACUGCUUCUUCUGAACAAAGCGCCAACACACCGGCCAAGAAUGGUCGACUGAAAUACACACCAGGAUCAUCAUGGUGUGCAGGAACAGGUGACACUAACCCAUAUCUACAGAUUGAUCUACAGACAAUUCAUAUUAUCUGUGCUGUGUCCACUCAAGGGAAUUCCAAAGCAGAUCAGUGGGUGAAGGACUACAAACUACAGUUAUCCACAGAUGGGACAUGUUGGAGAGACUACAAGGAAGGUGGAAAAGUUAAGGUGUUGAGGGGAAAUAAUGACAAAGACACAACUGUUAAACAUGUAAUUUAUGGAGUGUCAACAAGAUAUCUUCGAUUCCUGCCACAAACUCAGCAGGGUGGGGUGUGCAUGAGAACAGAGGUGUUUGGAGUGCGACAAGAACGAGUUUGUGAAAUGAAGGCCAUUGGUCUGGCCACUGGUGGUGCAAUUCCUGACAGCAGCUUCACAGCCUCAUCUUAUUAUGAUAAUAGAUAUAAAGCUUCUUAUGGUCGACUGAAUGAAAAUAAUCGCGGUUGGGCACCCAAGACUACGACCAAUCCUGCUGACUUCUUACAAAUUGACCUGCUGUAUGAGUACAUUAUCUGUGCUGUAGCUACCCAAGGAGCUAAUGGUAUCAAGGAGUGGACAACAAAAUACAAGAUCCAGUUAUCAUUGGAUGGUAUCACGUUUUUCACCUAUAAAGAAAACAAUAUUGCCAAGGUUUUUACUGGAAAUUCAAACCAAAAUGGCAUCAUAAAAAACAAUCUACAGGAAUUUGCAAGCGCAAAGUUUAUCCGCUUCUGGCCAACAGCCUUUAGUGUUUGGAAGGCUCUGAGGGUGGAAGUUUAUGGAAUAAUUCCAACUAAAGAUUGUACAACAGAGGCCAUUGGUCUGGCCAGUAGUGGUAUAAUCCCUGACUUCAGCUUCACAGCCUCAUCAUAUUAUGAAAAUAGAUCUAAACCUUCUUAUGGUCGACUGAAUGGAAGUAAUCGGGGUUGGGCACCCAAGAAUACAACCAAUCCUGCUGACUUCUUACAAAUUGACCUGCUGCACAAGUAUGCUAUUUGUGCUGUUGCUACUCAAGGAGCUAAUAGUAUCAAUGAGUGGACAACAGACUAUAAGAUUCAGUUAUCAUUGGAUGGUACCACGUUUUUCACCUAUAAAGAAAACAAUAGUGUCAAGGUCUUUCCUGGAAACGUAGAUCAAAACAGCAUAAAAAAAAACAGUCUAAAGGAAUUUUCAAGUGCAAAGUUUAUCCGUUUUCAGCCGACAGCAUAUAAUAUUUGGAAGGCUCUGAGAGUGGAAGUUUAUGGAAUAGUUCCAACUAAAGUUUGCAAAAUGGAGGCCAUUGGUCUAGCCAGUGGUGGUGCAAUUCCUGACAGCAGCUUCACAGCCUCAUCAUAUUUCGAUAAUAGAUAUAAAGCUUCUUAUGGUCGACUGAAUGGGAAAAAUCGAGGUUGGGCACCUAAGACUACGAAGGAUCCUGCUGACUUCUUACAAGUUGACCUGCUGUAUGAGUACGUUAUCUGUGCUUUAGCUACCCAAGGAGCGAAUGGUAUCAAUGAGUGGACAAUAAACUACAAGAUUCACCUAUCGUUGGAUGGCAUCACGUUUUUCACCUAUAAAGAAAACAAUAUUGACAAGGUCUUUUCAGGAAACUCAAAUCAAAGAGACAUCAUAAAAAACAAUCUACAGGAAUUUGCAAGUGCAAAGUUUAUCCGUUUUCAGCCGACAACCUAUCAUAACUGGAAGGCUCUGAUGGUGGAAGUUUAUGGCAUUCUUUUAACUAAAGUUCCAUCACAACCUCCAGCAGACUUCAAUUUGACUGCAAGCUCCUCUACUAGCAUCAUAGCUUCCUGGCAGCUACCACCAGUACUUGCGAGACAUGGAAGAAACAUCACAGGGUUUAAAUUGUUCUAUAAAGAAAAAAGUUCAGCAGGGUUAGAAACCACCUUGCUUAUCAACAGCGAAUCAACAUUAAGUCAAAAUGUUGUGGGACUUGAUAAGAACACAGAAUAUGAAUUUCACAUCUUAGCUUUUACAUCAGAUGGGGAUGGCCCAAAGACCCCGGUCAAGGUAGAGAGAACCAAGGAAGACGCACCGAGCGCUCCUCUUUCGUUUGCCUAUGAGGAAGUUGCCCCGAAUAAGAUGCAUGGUCCAAGAUUAAACUUGACUUGGAGCAAGCCAGCAGAAGCUAAUGGAAUCAUUAGGAGUUACACUCUGUUCUAUGCAAACAAAGAUGGUGAAACAAAGCAAAGUGUUGGAGGAGAUGCGUUCAGUUACUUGGUAGAUGUCCUGGGCGGAGUUACUUAUCAUUUCUAUAUCACAGCUGUAACUAUCAAACCGGGACAGAAUGCCACUUUUUCGGUGAAAACCAAAGAGUACGAGCCCAGCCGUGGACCAGAAAACGUAUUGUCUAUCGAAAUUGAGCGUACAGAAUAUCAGAUAUCCUGGAAUGGUUUGCCCAGAGAGGUUGCAAAUGGGUUCAUUAAAAUAUAUCAAGUGAGACUUCUGUUGAAGGAAAGUUGCUUCUCGGUUGACGCUUCGUUUAAUUCGACAUUCAACACAACUAAAACUGAGAUGCUGUUGUCCAGUCUCUCAAUCUGCUCAAGGUAUGAAGUGUCGGUUAGAGCCUUCACUGCGGCGGGACCUGGACCUUACAGCGAGCCUUUAAUGAUUCAGACUUUAGGUGAAGUUUGGUCCCGUGAAAAGCCUUCCCCAGCAAAAUUCUCUUGCGACGGAGGAAUCACAGCAAAAAUAACACUUCCAAAUUUUAUGGGACAUGCAAGUUUUUUCCAGAUCAUCGUCAUUACAUAUCGCUCAGACUACAAUGGUGUCGUAAACCCACCAGCAGAUUUUACAACACAAGAGCUGAUGACUUAUGAAGAAGCUCACAAAUCUCCAUUACCUGCAGCUUAUGUCACUUUCCAGUUUGGAGGAAAUGAUUUUAACAAUCACCAAGAAUUUACCGUAGGAGAUGGAGUCCAGUCAAACGGUAAAAUAAGGAGCAAGAGAAGUAAUGGUGAAGAGUAUUAUUACAACAGACCAUUGCACCCAAAUACGAACUACAGAGUGUUUCUCAGAGCUUUUGUCACAGAGACGCUGUAUACCUCAAGCAGUUUCAUAGCGCUGAAAACUAAAGAUAAGCCCGUGGUCAAGGAACUACCAGAAAAGACAACUAUAAUUGUUGGUGAAAAGGCAGAGUUGACAUGUGAGGCCAGCGGAGAUCCACAACCUUCUGUUACGUGGAGUAAAGAUGGAGAUACCAGUAUACCACGGGCUAACUUUAACAAUGAUGGCAAGGUACUUGUUAUCAGGGACGUGAUACCUCGUGAUAGCGGUGUCUAUGAAUGUACAGCAUCGAACAGUUUUGGAGUGAGCCAUUCAGCUACAACUUUGAUCGUGACUGGUAAACGAAGCAACUUCCCUGUUGCUGUUAUCGUUGUGCUUUGUGUUUUUUGUGUGUUGUUGGCUGUCAUUGGCGUACUGGUAUACAAGUGGAAGUAUAGAAGAGCUGGAAUCGAACUAAAUGACAAAACAAACGAUCAGAACAGACUCAUCUAUGAUGUCAUGGGUCCUCUCGACUCUUCGUAUGAGGAACUUGCGUCUUCUCCAGGACCUUGUCUUCAACUCCACUCGAUGUCUUCCGAAGGCGAAUCGCCUGCAUAUCUUGAAAAUAGAGCGUUUGAUAGCCAAAGUGUGAGCUUUGAGAAAGAAACUGGAGAGAGAGAAGGAGAAGACAGGGAAGAAAUUGUUAAUGACACAGGAAAUAGUGUGUGUUGA